Brassica napus (rape) is the source of this 380-nucleotide messenger RNA. Its product is annotated as putative defensin-like protein 126. The transcript has 2 exons. The record is from RefSeq and is a predicted model, not a curated record. The coding region runs from base 76 to 306 and encodes 76 amino acids. NCBI's taxonomy places the organism in Eukaryota, Viridiplantae, Streptophyta, Magnoliopsida, Brassicales, Brassicaceae.
ACUAUGUGAUACACAUCAUAAACACACACACACACACAGAGAUAUAUAUAUUGAAAACUCCAAUCAUCAUAUAAAAUGACUAAGUCCGUUUUUUGUGCUGUCUUUAUCAUCUUAAUUCUAGGAUUUAUGGCGAAUGAGAUUCAAGGACAGCUAGGAAAGCUGUGUAAAGAGCCUUUACCACAAACAGAUUGUGGUGCCGGCUCAUGUGGUGCUCUGUGCCGUCAAUUAAAGCAUGGAACCGGCCACUGCCUUCGGGGAUCCGAAGGAAAAUAUGUGUGCUUCUGUUAUUUUAAAUGCCCUUCUUGAAUUUUUGUUUCACUCUCUAAAAUGGUAUCUCACUUUAAUGAUAAAAUGAAAAAAAAAGCAUGCUUCUGUUUUUU